AUGAACAAAAACGGAACAGCUAAAAUGAAUGAUAAUCAAAUAAGAGCCGAAGGUAGAAGGUUAUUUAAACGCUUCUAUAACAUUCCUGAUGGUGUUAAUCCUAAAACUCGUAGAAGUUAUUUAAAUGAAGCCAUAGAUGCAUAUGAAGGAUUUGACAUUUCAUCAGAAAGUGAGAGGUUAGCAAGAAUGUUAAACGUUAAUAUUGAUUUUUAUUAUUGUGACCCUCAACCAGAAGACGUAGACAUUAACAAGGUAGACUUUCCAUUAGUGGAAUCAAUAAUGAUAGAUCCAGAAUUUGAAACAGUAAAUAUUUUAUUAACACAGAGUCCAUGUGGAAAACUUCACGCUGACAGAAUAACAGACGUUGAAGCACUCACAGGAUAUAAAGUUUGCCCCUUUUGCAAAGAAGAAGUAUAUUCUAUCCGUGAUGAUCCAGAAAGGAAAAACCAAAGAAGAUUUUUAAAACAUUGUGAGAAAUGUAAAGAAAAUAAUGGAAGAUUAAUUCAAGACGUACAAUUGCAAAACACACAGCAAC
Trichomonas vaginalis G3 is the source of this 535-nucleotide messenger RNA. RefSeq lists its product as uncharacterized. The record is from RefSeq and is a predicted model, not a curated record. Lineage: Eukaryota; Parabasalia; Trichomonadida; Trichomonadidae. The annotation marks the transcript as partial. The transcript has a single exon.